UUGAUCGGUUAGAAAAGAGAAAAAAAGAAAAAGAAAUCCAUGAAUGGAAUCGGAAUCCCUAUCCCACCCAAGUAAAAUCUGACAUGGCAAUGGCAAUGGCAAUGGCAAUGGCAAUGGCAUGAUUUUGAUAUUUUUUCAUGAACCGGGUCCUACUAUAAUUUUCAAACCUUCAAUCAAUCUCCCCAUACGCUUCUCCCACAGAAUCAAACGACUCUGCCCUGCCCCUCUUUUCUUCUUCCUUUCUCGUCUCUUUUCUCCUCUCAAAACCAAACCCUAACCCUAACUCUUCCCUAGUUUCUUCAGGAAUUAGCCGUUGACACCUAGUCAAAACCGCACGAAUUCAAUUCUGUAAACUCUAUAUCGGAGAAGAAGAUUAUGGAUAGCUUAUGGACAUCACUAUAAUGAUAAACCUAGAACCCUUCGAGUUUUUGGAAUUAGGGCAGCAGCAAUUCAAGUUCAAAUUGCAUGGGCGUAAAAAGCGAUGCUGGAGCUUCGUAGAGGUGUAAGGAGAGGUCGCGCACCACCGCAACCACCACCACAACAACAACAGCAAGAAGAAGAAGAAGAGAGAAGGAGGCCAAGGACAAGAUUGGAAACGAAGAGAUUGAAAGAGGAGAAACAAGUAAAUUAUAAUAAGAAUAAUAAUAAGCAGAAGGAUAAUAAGGUAAUCGUGAUAUCUGAGGAAAGAGAAGUAGAAGAAGGAGGAGAAGAAGAGGAAGAAGAAAGUGAAAGUGAUUUUUCGAAUUUGGAGAAGAAAAAGAAUAAGAAAUUGGAAAUGGGAGAUGAGAGUGGUGGUUUGAGUGCUAAUAAUAAUAAAGCUGUUGCUCAAGAAGAGGAGGGCAGUACUGCUCCUUUCCCCGAAAAGGUUCAAGUGGGAGGGUCACCUUUAUACAAGAUAGAAAGAAAACUGGGUAAAGGUGGCUUUGGUCAAGUAUUUGUUGGUCGUCGUGUUAAUGGUGGAAAUGACCGUUCCAUGGGUCCUGGGGCUUUGGAGGUGGCUCUGAAAUUUGAGCACAGAAACAGUAAAGGUUGUAAUUAUGGCCCCCCAUAUGAAUGGCAAGUUUAUAACACUCUUGGCGGUAGCCAUGGUGUGCCAAGAGUACAUUACAAAGGAAGACAAGGAGAUUAUUAUGUCAUGGUUAUGGACAUGCUAGGGCCUAGCCUUUGGGAUGUAUGGAACUCUUCUGGUCAAGCGAUGUCCUCAGAAAUGGUAGCUUGUAUUGCAGUUGAAUCUCUAUCUAUCCUAGAGAAGAUGCAUUCAAGAGGCUAUGUGCAUGGAGAUGUAAAGCCGGAGAACUUUUUACUUGGUCAGCCGGGUACUGCUCAGGAGAAGAAAUUAUAUCUUGUUGACCUUGGAUUAGCAACAAAGUGGAGAGAUAGUAGUAAUGGGCAGCAUGUUGAAUAUGACCAGCGUCCUGAUAUGUUCAGGGGAACUGUUCGAUAUGCUAGUGUUCAUGCUCACUUGGGAAGAACUGCUAGUAGGAGGGAUGAUCUUGAAUCUCUGGCAUAUACACUGAUCUUCCUACAUCGAGGCAGAUUGCCAUGGCAAGGGUAUCAGGGUGACAACAAGUCCUUCCUAGUUUGCAAAAAGAAGAUGGCAACAUCUCCAGAAAUGCUGUGUUGUUUUUGUCCGCCACCUCUUAAGCAAUUUCUUGAGGUUGUGGUGAAUAUGAAAUUUGACGAGGAGCCAAACUAUUCUAAGCUAGUAUCUUUAUUUGAGGGCCUGAUAGGACCAAAUCCAGCUAUAAGGCCCAUAAACACUGAGGGUGCUCAAAAGAUUAUCUGUCAAGUUGGUCAAAAACGUGGUAGGUUGAAUAUUGAGGAGGAUGAUGAUGGGCAACCUAGGAAGAAGGUUCGUCUAGGAGUGCCUGCUACACAAUGGAUUUCUAUUUACAAUGCUAGAUUACCAAUGAAACAAAGGUACCAUUAUAAUGUGGCUGAUGGGAGGUUGGCGCAACAUGUGGAGAGAGGAAUUGCUGAUGGUCUGCUUAUAAGUAGUGUGGCAUCUUGUUCUAAUCUUUGGGCUCUGAUUAUGGAUGCCGGGACUGGUUUUACAAACCAAGUAUAUGAGUUGUCACCUUUUUUCUUACACAAGGAAUGGAUUAUGGAACAAUGGGAGAAGAACUAUUACAUUAGUUCUAUUGCUGGUGCAAAUAAUGGUAGCUCCCUUGUGGUGAUGUCUAAAGGCACCCAAUACACUCAACAGUCUUACAAAGUCAGCGACUCAUUCCCUUUUAAAUGGAUAAACAAGAAGUGGAGAGAAGGAUUUCAUGUGACCUCAAUGGCGACUGCUGGAAGCCGAUGGGGCGUUGUCAUGUCUCGCAAUGCUGGAUUCAGUGAUCAGGUUGUGGAGCUUGAUUUUCUUUAUCCAAGUGAGGGCAUUCACAGACGCUGGGAUAAUGGCUUCCGAAUUACAUCAACAGCUGCAACUUUUGAUCAAGCUGCUCUUAUCUUGAGUGUCCCCAGGCGCAAACCUGGUGACGAAACCCAGGAAACUUUGCGUACAUCUCAAUUUCCUAGCACACAUGUUAAGGAAAAAUGGGCGAAGAACCUCUAUCUUGCAUGUCUGUGCUACGGACGGACUGUUUCUUAAAAUAUCUAUUCCUCCUCUGGGGAAUUUAUGCAAACGAAGAAAACGAAAAGGAUUUUGAUGCUGCCACUACUCUCUCUCUCCAUCUGUCUCCUUCCUCUUUUGCCUGUGUAGUUUGUAAUGUUAAUUGUACAAAAUGGAGUAGGAGAAUUAGGUGCAGUGAUGGAGAUGCUAUACUUCUGUGUAUGAUAAAUAUUUUUCAUUGAUGUUGUAAUCUUAGUUCUUAAUACGGAAAGGGUCCGUCUAAUAGAUCUGGCUCCUACACAAUUUGUGGCUCAGAGUUUCCAGGAGAGCCUGAGCUGCAAGCUUGCUUGAUUUUUCUUUCUUGAACAGAUAAUGAAAGCUAUACAUUAUUACUCAA
This is a messenger RNA of Ricinus communis (castor bean), 2951 nucleotides long. Its product is annotated as casein kinase 1-like protein HD16. The transcript is spliced from 16 exons. The record is from RefSeq and is a predicted model, not a curated record. Gene Ontology annotation, cellular component: nucleus; cytoplasm. Lineage: Eukaryota; Viridiplantae; Streptophyta; Magnoliopsida; Malpighiales; Euphorbiaceae. Gene Ontology annotation, molecular function: protein serine/threonine kinase activity; ATP binding. Bases 482 to 2593 code for a protein of 703 amino acids. Gene Ontology annotation, biological process: endocytosis; signal transduction; peptidyl-serine phosphorylation.